CCCCCCCAGCCGCCGCCGCCGCCCUUUGUCCGCCGCCGCCGCGGGCCCCGCCAUGGCGCCGCCGUGAUGCGCGGCGGGGCCGGGGGGGGGGAAGCGGGGCCGGGGGCAACCGGGAGCCUGAUGCCGGGGCCGCCGCCAUGGGGCAGGUCCUGGGCUUCGCCCACUGCAAAGAGGCUCCAUCCACGGCCUCCACCACGCCGGACUCCACGGAGGCCCCGAGGAGCCGGACUUCGCCGAGCUGCAGGCGGCACCGGAGCCCCCCGAGGAGGAAGAGGAGGAUGAAGAUGCAGAGGUGGCGUCGGGGGGGGCCGGGGCCCCCCCCGGGAACUCACUUUCUCCUACAUCGCCUUCUCCGGGGGGGGGGGCCCCCCCGGCGAGCCAGCUCCCCGAGGUCGUCGGGACCCCCGCCGGGGCCGCCCCCCCCGCCUGAAUCCCCCCCCCCCCGGGGGCCGGACCCCCGCGCUUCUGCUCGUGCCCCCCCCACGAAGUGCCCCGGGGGACCGGGGGGGCCGGGGGGGGGCCCUUCGGUGCUGGCAGACCCCGUGCCCAGGGAGCCCCCACCGAGCCUGGCAGCGCCCGUGGGGCCCCCCCCGCCGCCCGCUCUGCCCCCCCCGCCUGCAGGGGGAGCCCCUCGAGCCCCCCCGCUGGAGCCCCCCCCGGCCCCCCCCCAAAUCCCUGAGGGGCCCCCGCCCCCCCCCAACCAAUCGCCGAGCCCCACAGGAGCUGACGUCCUGGUGUGGGAGCUGCUGUACUGGCGCGCCCCGGGGCGCUCGGCGCUGGCGCUGGCAGGGACGCUGGGCACCCUUGGGUGCUUGGCGCGCUUCAGCGCCGUCAGCGUGGGCGCCUACGGGGCGCUGGCGGUGCUGGGGGUCACCCUCCCCCUGCGCCUGCACCAGGUGGCCCUAAGGGCGCUGCGCCGCGGCCCCCCCACCCCCGAGCAGCCCAGCCGGGGGCCGGGGGACGCGGUGGGGCUGAGCCCCGAGCAGCAGCAGCGCUGGGCCCGGCGCCUGGGCCGGCACCUGGCGGCCGCCACCCGCACCCUCACCCGCCUCUUCCUCGUCCACAGCAUCCCCGAGUCCCUCAAGUUCGCCUUCCUCUUCUACCUGCUCACCUACGUGGGGGCCGUCUUCAACGGGGUGACGCUGCUCGGAGUGGGCGUCAUCUGCGCGUUCACCUUCCCCGUGCUCUACCGGCACCACCAGGCCCAAAUCGACCGGUACGGCAGCCUGCUGAGGAACCACCUGAGUCACCUCCGCGCCAGGAUCCAGGCCAAGCUCCCAAGUGCCAAAGCGAAGCCGCAGUGACCCCCCCCCUCCCCGGGGGCGUCACCCUGCUGGGGGGGGGGGGACACGACCGGGGGCUCCCCCCACCCCCCCCAACCCCCCUCUGUGGGGGGGUUCGCUCGGGGGGGGGGCGCGGGGGCCCCCCCUGCGCGGGGUUUACACUUUAAUAAAAACUCUUGUGACAAA
This is a messenger RNA of Anas platyrhynchos (mallard), 1469 nucleotides long. NCBI's taxonomy places the organism in Eukaryota, Metazoa, Chordata, Aves, Anseriformes, Anatidae. The record is from RefSeq and is a predicted model, not a curated record.